AUGGAUAGGAGGGUUUUAUGGGAGGACUUGAGGUGGAAUAGUAUGAAUGAGGAUCCUUGUUUGUUUGCUGGCCAUUUUAACAUUAUUCAUAUGGAUUUGGAAAGGAGUGGUGUUAGAUCUAGGCCAAUAGUUGCUAUGGAUGAUUUUAACCGAUGGAUUCAUGAGGGUGGUUUAAUUGAUUUAAGUUCACAUGGUAGUAAAUUUUCUUGGUGUAAUGGUCAGAGUGGAUUAGCUAGAGCUUGGGCUAAACUGGAUCCAGUUUUAUUUGAUGCUAAUUUAAUGUCUAUUUUCCCUAAUGCGUCUUGUUCGUAUUUACCAAGGACGACUUCGGAUCAUUGUCCCAUGCUGAUAGAAUUUCUUAAGGAUCCUUAUUCCUAUGGUCCUCCUCCAUUUAGAUUUCAGCAAAUGUGGGUUGAGCACCUAGAAUUUAUAGAUUUUGUAAAGCAGGUGUGGUCUGUGCCGGUGGUUGGGACGGGGCUUGUUCAACUUGCUUGUAAGCUUAAAAAGGUUAAGGUGGCUCUUCAUGAAUGGAAUAAGCGGGUGUUUGGUAGGACCAAUGCUCAUUUGCAUCUUUGGAAGUGA
Messenger RNA from Juglans regia (Persian walnut), 582 nucleotides. RefSeq lists its product as uncharacterized. The transcript has a single exon. The record is from RefSeq and is a predicted model, not a curated record. NCBI's taxonomy places the organism in Eukaryota, Viridiplantae, Streptophyta, Magnoliopsida, Fagales, Juglandaceae. Bases 1 to 582 code for a protein of 193 amino acids.